Messenger RNA from Tyto alba (common barn owl), 1593 nucleotides. It is a transcript of the gene RPP38, whose product is annotated as ribonuclease P/MRP subunit p38. Gene Ontology annotation, biological process: tRNA 5'-leader removal. The transcript is spliced from 2 exons. Gene Ontology annotation, cellular component: nucleolar ribonuclease P complex; fibrillar center; ribonuclease MRP complex. Bases 546 to 1397 code for a protein of 283 amino acids. Gene Ontology annotation, molecular function: ribonuclease P activity; ribonuclease P RNA binding. The record is from RefSeq and is a predicted model, not a curated record. NCBI's taxonomy places the organism in Eukaryota, Metazoa, Chordata, Aves, Strigiformes, Tytonidae.
CUGCUCCUCCCCAGCCCGCCCCGGAUCACGGCCCCGGGGGCGGGGCGACCCGCCCCGCCUCACCUCACCGGACGGCAGCGGCGGCGGGGAGAGCCCGCCGUGCCGGCGCAGGGGCGGGCCGCCGGCGUAGGCCGCGGCGGAGGUAGGGCUCGGUGGCCGCCGGCGGGAGCGGGGCGGUUGCGGCCCGGGCCCUGCUGCGGCCCAGCGGUGUGGGCCCGGCCCGGCCGCCGGCUGCUCCGCGGCCCCGGCAGGCCAGGCGGUGUGGCGGCGGGGCCGAGGGCGGCGGGUGGAGCCAUCUGCCUCAGGGACCGGCCGGCCCGUUUGCAGCGCGUUUUGCGGGAGCCGCGUUUUAACCCGCCUUUCCUUCGUGUUGUCAGGAGCUGGCUGAAGGCGCCCGGGGAGCGUGUGGGAGAGGAAGCGCCAGGAGAGGGGGUGCUGGCGGAGGCAAGCGUGCGCGGUGUUCCCCCGCUUCUCCCUUCCGCAGGAAGCGCGGGGGUCGUGACGCUGGUGCGAGGUAGGGUGGCAAAACACAAAAGAACCUCAGGAUGUCUGUAAUUCCACAAGGGACAGCAACGCUUCGUAAAGCAAAGAAAAUCACUGUAAAAACGUGUCUAGAUAACCCCUUUGUUUUUCAGUGGAAAACCAUAGAUGGAGAAGAUAUGCAUUUUAUACUACAGACCUUAGAAGAAAAGAUUAAACGUAUUGGACUUAAAAAGAUUGAGACUCCGAGAAAGAAAAAACGUUCCCUUACAAAAAAACAAAUGAAAAUAAAGGGUGAUGCUAGCACCAAUGAACUCCCUAAAGAAGAGGAAACAGAACGCCAUCAACAAAAACCAGGAUGGACUGACAUAAGUAUCAGAAGACAGCUUGCUAUAGGAGUUAAUGAAGUUACAAAAGCAUUGGAAAAAAAUGAACUACUUCUCUUGCUGGUGUGCAAGUCUGCAAAACCUGCCAUGAUCACAUCGCAUCUUAUUCAGCUGAGUGCAAGUCGAGCCACACCAGCAGGCCAGGUUCCCCGUCUCAGUGAAACAGUUGCACCACUUCUUGGCUUAACAUCCAUUUUAGCACUAGGCUUUAAAAAGCAAUCUGAUAAAUUUACCGAAGCAAUAGAGGCAAUAAUUCCAAAGAUACCAGCUUUGGAAGUGCCAUGGUUUCAGUACAGAACUGAAGAAUCCGUGGCUUAUGCACAUACAGAUUCUUCAGACAAUCGGGAAGCCGAGCAGCUUGCAGAGGCGCAGGGGGAUGAGCUCACAAGCCAGAAGCGGAAGCGUAUGGAAGGCAAUCAGCUUGAUCUUUCAAAUGUAAUUUUGCAGCCUUUGAAAAUCAAGAAACUUGUUCCAAAUCCAGAUAAGAUAAAGAAGCCACCUCGCAAAAAGAAAAAAGCUUUUUCAGCAUAACUGAUUUUAGCUUGGUUCUUCGUGUUAAACUGUUUUUUUUUUGUUUUUUUUUUUUUUUUUUUAAUGCAGCAUGGAGUACAGCUCUAACUGAAUUAUUUUGUUAGGCUUUACAGAGUAAAGUGCUUGAAUACAAGGUGAACUUCAUGUUGUAUUCAGUUGAGGUACUUUUCUGCUUUAAUAAAGAAUAUUGCUCAAA